Daphnia carinata is the source of this 2436-nucleotide messenger RNA. It is a transcript of the gene centrocortin, whose product is annotated as cerebellar degeneration-related protein 2-like. The transcript is spliced from 4 exons. Lineage: Eukaryota; Metazoa; Arthropoda; Branchiopoda; Diplostraca; Daphniidae. The coding region runs from base 1074 to 2303 and encodes 409 amino acids. The record is from RefSeq and is a predicted model, not a curated record.
CUGAUGGACCGAUUGGACGUCCGAAAUUGAACCUUUUGAGUGCGUGAGCGUGUCGUGAGUGUGACGUCAUCAACAAUUCUUCUUCGGUUGUGUUUUCUGCACGCAAAAAAAAAAUGAAAGUGUGAAGCGCAAAAAAUUAAGAACGUCGUUUUCAGUUGGGUGUCUGAGAAUGGCUCGGUUUCGCUUUAGCGAAUUCUUCUUUACAUAAAAAUUUAAAAAAAACGAACGCGUGAAACACUUUCACUCAGCUGUUUUUGUGUUACACCCGGCCGGCUGCAUUUGUCGUUCUCGGUUGCGUCUUACUGGGGUUUCUUAACGUCUCACUUGGUUCGUGCGUGUGUGCAAAUUCAGUUGACAAAUCCCUAAUAAGGAAAAAAACAAACACUGGUCAACGCGGUGUUGCCAUUCCAAGAAAUUCGAACGAACGAACCAUCGAAUAACCCGUUGACGCAAUUCUUCUUAUCUCCCGUGCGAUUGUGUGAAACAAUCAGUGCCCACACUUAUUAAGUGUUUUGUAAUAAUCAAAUGACGACUAUCAAUGAUGAUGGAAGAAUCAUGUAGUGUUCGUUGUCGGGUCCCGACCGACGGCCGGCACGGCCCAUUGUUCCAAGCGACCCGUUAAGGGCAGCUAAAGUUCAUCAAGGCCAACAACCGGCUGUGAAAAAACAAAACAUGAAAAACAGGUGAAGGGUCACGCAUCUGUUUUGCAUAUUUCAUCAACGGGUUUCGAAAAGAAGGACGGCCAUCUUGGCCCCCCCCCCCCCCCCCCCUCCGUUUGUUUGCCUUCAGUCGUCUGCCAGUCUUUGGUCGGAUUGCACACACGUCUCUUUUGUUCUGGUCACGAAUCGCUGGGCACACGCAUGGAACACCUGGAGGCGCCAUGAAGAUGGCGUUCAAAACAUUCAGAGAUGAGCUCUAGAGGAUCUACUAUCGGAACGUCCUUGAAAUUCGAAACCGUUUUUCGUUCGGCGAAGGUCUUUUGGUUGAUGUAAUUACUUUUACUUUUGUGUUGUGUUGUUGUUAAAGAAGAAGAAAGAAGAAGUUGAGGAUUUGUGUGUGCGCGUUCUGUGUGGAUGGCGUUCAAUUUAGCCGCAACGAGCGCCAGUUUGACCGCCGCCGUGAGCGUAGCCGAGAGCAACAGGACCAAACUGAGUCAUGAAGAAUUCCUCAACGAGUGGAACUGGUGUUGGAUCGCUCAAGAUGUGGAAGCGGCAGCGGAACUCGGGCGGACGCUUUUGGAACGCAACCGGGAACUGGAAACGACGGUCCGUCAGCAACAAGCCGUCAUCGACGACCAAACGCAAGAAAUGGAGUACUUGAGCAAGCAGAAUCGGCUAUUACGUCAAGCCGCCGAAUCGCGACUGCGUCUCUGCGAGCAGCUGGAAGCGUCGGUGGCCGAGUGCGAACGCACUAAACUUCGUCUACGUCAUCAGAUCGAAGCGGAACGACAGCGACACAUGACUUUGAAGACGAACAUGGAGGCGGCCGAGGAGAGAGGAGACGAAUUGCAACGGCUGCUGGACGCGUCACGGGCCGCUGAAUCUCAAUCGCGAUGCCAACUGCGAUUGCUGCAACAACAGAGACAACAGCAACAACUUUUGCUCAUGGAAGAACAAAACGAUGACGUGCUGGACGAGUUCCCAUCGACGGCCAUCACGUCCGUCCAUCACGAGAAUCAUUUUCACUCUCUGCCUUGCCACGCCAACAGCCGCAAGGUUCAAAUGGAGGACACGAUGACCGUCUGCCGACUGGUGGAUGACCUGGCCGAAGUGGAGGAGCGUCUCCAUUUGAUGGAAACUGACUGGAUGGAGGAGAAGCGAAAGCGGAUGCAAUUAGAGGCUGAAGUCAUCGGAUUGCAGCAAGAGAAUCAACGGCUACAUCAACAGCCAUCCAUCAUGGCUGGGAAUCUCAGCAGCAGUGCGUCCGUCGGAUGCGAUCCGACCUCGUUAGCUCCGGUGAGUCUGUCGCUGAGUGAAGAGCUCCUCAUUUCGUCCACGACGGAUUUCAGUUCGGCUCAAUGGCGGGACGCGUGGGACAACAGCGGGUCCGUUUCGCUCAUCGGGUCCGGGAUGAUCCGCAAAUUGUGCGGCGAAGAUGAAGAAUUAUGUUCGGAUUCGUCUUCGUCCGGAUUCUCGGAAGAGAAUCAACGAUCGUCUGUCGCCAAAGCCACUCAAACCGAUGCGUUUGCCAUCGAUCUCCCAGCCACAGCGAAAACAAUUGCAACAACAACGUCGUCCGGUGAUUGGGCGGAUGUCAGGAGUCUCUUCCGUGAAAUCUUUGCCGUCAUACAACAAAACCUUUAAAUAAAAAUAAUAAUUCUUUAAAUAUUUCUGCAUUGGAAAUUACUAGGGGUAUAUAUAAAUAUAUAUAAAGUAAAUAGCGAAGAUCGUCAGAGAAAAACAAAACAUUUUUUUAAACAUUAUUUUUGUGCCAUUU